UCAUAGACUGCCUCAUGAAAAUAAAGGAACAUUUGGGAAACACUGCUACACUUCUAAAGAAAGAAGAAAAGGAGAUGUGUAAUUUAUGCAGCAUGGACGAUGAAUGUACUCCACAGCAGACAAUGUCCACCAUUCAAGAUACCAAAGCAGCAGACAUUGCUGCACGAGAGGAACGAAAUGUCAUAGAAACAGCUCCUGUUUCUCCCACCAAUGGAGAAGAAAGUCUUUACACAAACCAGGUCCAGUUAAAAAAAAACAAAACACUUAUGAGUUCAGAAUUAGUGGAAAAAGAAAACAAUGUAUCAUUGAAUGGGAAUAUAACGGGGCAUGGAGAGUCAAAGAACAAAAUGUUCCCAAAUAAUGCAGAAAAUGGAGAUGAUAAACAAAUAGAACACAUGACUGUUGAGGACAUAAAUGGCAACAGGAAAGAGAUUCAUGACAUAAUCCAGGCAACAGAAAGAGAAAUUCAAGAGACCUCAGAAAGCCAAAGAGAAGAGAUGACCACAUCCUCAAAAACAUGUGAUAUCUCCAAUAAAUAUGUGAAUAGUCUUCUUCCCAAUGAUUCAGAGAGUCUAAAGCAGAAGAAUAACAUAAUGGAAAAGGAGUAUUUUGAUGUGCAGAGUGAUGACAUUGACCCUCAAGUGUCUUGUUAUAUUACAGCACCAUCACACGUGUUGCAACAAAUAGAAUGCCGAAUAAUUAAUAGUAUGAGUUCUUUAAUAGUGAGUGAUAAUGAAGAGUUGGUCAGCAAUGUCAUCAUCAUUGAGUGCUCAGAUAGGGAAAAGACAAUUCCAUUUCCAAUAUGCAUUGCAAUUCCAUUUACUGCACGUUACAGGGGAAAUUACAGAGACAUCAUGGUGAAAGCGUCUGAUGUAAACCUCCAAUCAAGUUACUUACACCCAAAUUCACUGGAAGGAAUGAGAGGAAGUUACAAGGGGACCUGUGCUGCAGUGAAAAUUUACAAGUUGGGUAUCUUUUCUGUUGUGUCUUGUUUAAAGAAAGAGUCCUUCACAGUAACAAAGAAAGGCAUCACUCUUAAGUCAAGCAUAGAUUCUCGAAUAUCCUUAAAUUACCCUCCAGGAGUUUUCAGCUCUCCAGUACUUGUGCAAUUAAAGAUCCAGCCAGUUGACCCAUCUCUGGUGGCAUAUUUAAAAACCAAGCAAGACACUUCAUACUCAGUCCUAUCCACAAGUCCUCUGAUUCAUGUUCAGCACCCAUCAACCCAUCCCUUUCAGAAGCCAGUCACUGUAUUCCUACCUUGUUCUCCACACCCUGAUAAAAACAAUUUUGGGUCUGACAUAGAUCAUAAAAGAACAGCUAGUGCCACAACAAACAGGAUCACACCUUUAUAUUUCAACCGGACAAAAAGCACUUCCAUAAGAAAUCCUGGAAAAAAUGCCUGUGAAUCUUUGAAAUUACUGGGAUUCAGAAGUCGAGACAGUGGUUGGUUUGGGCUUGAUAAUGUGGUACUGAGAACCGUGCAGAGUGGCUUGAUAUCAUUUGAAUUGUAUGAACAUUUAGAGAGGUUUAUUGUGCUUCACCUCUCUCCUGUUGUGGACAAUAACCAUUUGGUUUCUUUUGUGAAAUCUUUAGAGGAAGCCACACUCAGCACCACCGCCUGCGUAGUGCUGUCUCACCAGAAGGACAAUCCACACAGAGUCGCUAUUGUAGUGGUGCCUUCUAAAGAUUUAAACCAGGCACUUAAGAACUUGCGCUUGGAAGGGUUUGGGGGACCUCCAGAGUCAUCUCGUCAUUUCCAAGUGAGAGAAGGAGAACAACUUCUUUUAAGGUUUACUGGAAACAUAUUUGCAACCGGCAAUGGGAAGGACUAUGAAAAAGACUACAAACUUAUUUUUCACUUGCAAAGAAAACCCAGGCUGGAACUCCAAAUCAAAGAGGUGGAUGAAUUUGGAAACUAUAGCUGCCCCCAUUAUAAGGGCACCAUUGUAGUUUAUAAAGUACCUAAAGAAAAGAUAGUCCCCAACUUGGAUCAAUCUCCUAUAUUUAAUGAAAACCAUUAUCAGUUGCCAAUUUGCAAGUUACCGUUGAGAUUGCCAAAGCAUGAAAAAUUAAUCAACCGUCCACAGAGUACCAAAAGAAUUUCUACAGAUCCUUUAGAAGCUCUUUGGGACAACUUGCUCCACUGGCUGGCAGAGGAGCUCUCAGAGGAAAAUGCCAAGUCUCUUUCUUCAUCCCUCCCUCUGCACCGCAGCACCGUUCAGCUCAUCAAACUCAAGAACCCUGACGAUCUCACAGAACAGAUCCAUGAACUUCUUUGCUUCUGGAAAAAAUCGCUCCCAACUUCUACUGACAAACCUCGCCUCCUGGCUCGGCAUCUUCGCAAGAUUGGCAGGAGUGAUCUUGCAGAAGAGCUCAAAUUCAAGUGGGAAAAUAAAGUGUUCACUGAACCACAGCAGUGGUUUGAUAUGGCAGCUGAGUAGAAGCCGGAUGGCUCUUCCUUUUGCCCUAGAAAUUGGCUCAUGGUGGGUUUUUGAGAUUGUUUCUGUCCAUAUUUUCCUAGCAGCUUCUAAGUAACAUCGUUUGAAGUGAGUCUAUGUGAUAGAUAUGCUGUUGAGAAAUCAAUAAGACAAAUGGAGAAGACAACAAAAGGCAUUCGUGGGUGUGACCGCACCUUGGUGGUCAAAUGAUGUAUGUCCUGUAAUCAUAACCACCUUGAGUUCCACCAGGCUCAACAGCAUCUGCAAUAGAGUUUGCCCUGUUUAUGUUUUAAUAGCUGAGAUUGCUUUCUGAGUGCAAAGGGAAGAUAAACAGAAUCAUUUAUUUUUGUUAUCUACAUAAAAUUAAACCAGUUAUCCACGAUUCCAAGCAACCAGUUGAAGUUACAUGGAUACCAUAGAGCCCACAGAUAACAAUAUAAAUUAAAUUGGACCCAGAGACCUGAUGUUGGUGAUAGCAAGUCACUUUAAGAAGACAGAAAAGCUAGAAAUAAAUUAGAAAUAGAAAUAACACUUCAACCAUUUACUGCCACAGUCUCUUCUUUUAUAAAAAUGUAGCUUGGAAUAGAAAAAGUUUCAUAUCUUAUUUUCAGUGAAAAGAGGCACUGCAGAGAAAGGAAAGUGUCACUGAAAGAAUUCAGAGCUUAUUUCACCUAAUUACAAAAGCAACCUGCUUUAAAUCAGUGAACUGAAACCUCAUUAUAUAAGCCCUAUCUGCUCUUUUCUAAAGACAAACAAAAUCUGUAAAAAAAUCACAAAACCAAAAAAAAAAAAAAAGAAAAAUUAAUGAUACUUACCAAAACCCCUCUAUCCAUUGAUAAUCCCUAUUAAUGACUAGUAUAAGCUUUGAAGUUUUAGAAAACCAAAAGCUCUUUAGCUCCCGAAAGCAGUUUGAUAUAAAUAGGAUAUUGCAUUAGUUUCACUGAUUUAUUAACGUAAACUGUCAGGGCCUUGGCUUCAAACAUUAGUAGCAAUUAGUUUCAAUUACUGAAUACCUACAAAUUAAU
Molecule: messenger RNA, 3463 nt
Organism: Galeopterus variegatus (Sunda flying lemur)
Lineage: Eukaryota; Metazoa; Chordata; Mammalia; Dermoptera; Cynocephalidae
Gene: DTHD1
Product: death domain containing 1
Exons: 9
Coding region: 15-2441 (808 amino acids)
Biological process (GO): lipid metabolic process; signal transduction
Molecular function (GO): protein binding; oxidoreductase activity, acting on the CH-CH group of donors
Source: RefSeq, a predicted model, not a curated record